Brenthis ino (lesser marbled fritillary) is the source of this 330-nucleotide messenger RNA. The record is from the annotation of a GenBank genome assembly. NCBI's taxonomy places the organism in Eukaryota, Metazoa, Arthropoda, Insecta, Lepidoptera, Nymphalidae.
AUGUCCGCGUGUGUUGUGGAAGAGGGUCGCGAUGAGGGCGGCGGCGGCGUGGUGGACGCGAGGGAGAACGAGGUGCAUGAGCGCCCGCGGCGGGAUGUCCUAUUGAGCGCCCGCGGCCGGCGCGCCUGCUCGGAGCAGGGGCCACAGUCAAACUAUAACAUGCAACAUGGCACGGCUCAUCUUUGGGGCGCUAGUAGUGGUCGCCGCGGUUGGAGUCGAAAGCGGACGUCCGCGCCGCAGAUGGGCAACACACAGGGCUCCAUGCCUCGCAUUGGACUCGUGCUUCGGUCGAGACGCAGUUGGCCCGUUGCACCACAAUCGUAUCGCAGG